AUGGCCGACCCGGAUGUCGCCGUAGCGGCCGAUUCCCUUUGGAAUUUAUCCUCUUCUUCGAAUCCUAAUGUAACCUCUUCUGCUUCAGCAGCCCCACACACAUCAGCAGCCUCUUCAUCAGCUUCAUCACUUUCUGGAGCGGGAGCUGUAGGGGAAGUAGGAGAGACUGCAAUCCCAUCAAGUUUCCUCGGCACUUUGGUGCCGGUUCGUCGCACAUUCAUAGAGGAAGUCCCCGAAGAUCUGCGAUGCCCCAUAUGCUACGAUGGGGCCGCCAACUGCAGCACUCGUUGCGGCCAUUCUUUUUGUCUGCACUGUCUUUACAGCCACAUAACUACACGCAUCAUUCACCAACAGUCUACCGCCUGUCCGCUGUGCCGGUCGGCAAAUGCAGGCCUAGGAGUCAGCACCAUUUCCGGGGAAAAGUCAGCCAGAACACGUGCCUUGCGCGUUCGUUGUUUGGGCUAUGAAGGAGGCUGCCAAGUAGAGGGGCCUCUCUCAGAGGUAGAGAAGCACGAGACCAUUUGCCCGACUGUGCUAAUUUUCUGCAGAUUCAGAGACGCAGGCUGCAGCACUCCUGUGCUUCGAAAGGAAGCGUCUCUUCAUGAAAACCGUUGUCGGUUCAACCCGGCCGUGCGUUGCUGCCGGCACUAUCUCUCUGGCUGCAAAGUCCGCGGUAUAGAGGAGUUGCUGCAGACGCACGAGCCCCGCUGCAGGUACCGCAACAUGCAGAAGUUCGUCAAUUGCCGCCAUAUAGCCCUUGGAUGCGGCCUCCGCAUUCGAAAACAGUACAGAGAGAGGCAUUCUGACUGCUGCGCCUUUAAAAUACUACAUGAAUUCAAGCUCAGAAGGAACCAGCAGCAACAGCAGCGGCAGCAGCAAGAGGACGACCAACAGAGCGAAACAGCUGAGUACAGUGGCAAUUUCGCAAGUGAUGGGAAUGUCAUUCAGACAACAGCAACAACUGUGGAACGUGCAGAUGAUACGACGGCAUCCAGGGCAGCACCAGCAGUUGGCGAAUGUGCCGAUCUGUGCCUUGCACUCCAGUGGGCCUCCCCUCGAGCCCUAUCGGAAGAUAUUCUGCUGGGAUGUUUAAGCAACUUUCUGCCCAAUGUUUCGAGUAUUAGCGAGGGACGCUUUCCAGGGGAGUUCCACGUCGUACUUAAAGAGGUGCCGCUGCUUGCUGUUCGCUCCAUAGGGAUGGUGGGUGACCCCAACAUGAGCUCUAAUCUAUCUACACUGGGGCUUCUUUUCAAGGGGCUCACCACUGUCCAGUCUGUGCAGCUGUAG
Eimeria necatrix is the source of this 1287-nucleotide messenger RNA. Its product is annotated as zinc finger (C3HC4 type RING finger) protein, putative. The record is from RefSeq and is a predicted model, not a curated record. Bases 1 to 1287 code for a protein of 428 amino acids. NCBI's taxonomy places the organism in Eukaryota, Apicomplexa, Conoidasida, Eucoccidiorida, Eimeriidae. Gene Ontology annotation, molecular function: metal ion binding. The transcript has 5 exons.